AUGAAGGGCGUCCCGCAUGGGGCCACCCUCCCUCAGCUUCUCUCCCUCUUAUCCUCCUCUGCUUCUUCCUCUGCCCCUCCUCCCUCUCCAUCCAACAUGCCUCCUCCCGGUCCUCCAGGGCCGCAUGCUGGAUUCCUGUCCACGAGCUCGUUUCCUCCUCUUGCUCCACCGAUGGGAAUGCAGGGAGAGAUCCCCAACCCACACUCCGGGAUGUUCCCUCCCUCUCCUCCCUCUUGCUCUCCUCCUCUGUCACAUCCCUCCUCUCCGCCUGCCUUGCCCCUCCCGUGCAGCGCUCAAGUUGUCUUCGACCGCUUGCCAACCGACCCAGCCUACCCUCAACUUGCCUACCUCAACUUCCAGGAUGCUGAAAGCGCUCAUCUCGCCAAGAAUGUGCUCAGGGUCUACGUCGAUCAUCUGCGCUUCCAUGCUGGAGAGGGAAGGUGCCCUCCUCCUCCCAUGGACUGCAGCCGCCUGUCGAUCUCCAUCAAGGGAGAGCCAGUUCCCAACUUCACCAUCUUCGUUGGCAACGUCUAUGACGAGGACGAGGCAAGUCUGUCUUCCACCUUCGGCGUCUUUGGCUCCUUGUGCUCUCUCUCCAUCCAUGGCCUCCCUCCCGUCAAGCUCAUGGACGGAUGUGCGUUCGUCAACUUCGUCAGCUUCAUGGACGCAGCAGCGGCACUGCGGGCAUGCGAGAACAGAGAGGUCAUCCUUGGGAAGCGAGGAGGAUGCAUAGCGGAGGCUCGACCCAACCACAACAUCCUCUACGUGGAGGAGGUGAAGAGGCUUCUGGAGAGCAGGCCGAUGCAGAGCAUGUCGUUCCAGGAGGCUGAGAGGAUCACUACCUUCAUGGAGGGCAAGCACAGGCCCCCUAGCGGGGUCGAGGUGCUGAUCAGAUGCCAGGGCUUGUUCUGCGUGGACUCUUACGACCGAACCAUCACGCUUGCUCCUCCUCCUCUCCUUUCUUCUCCUCCCCCUCCUCGCUCCCUUCCUGCCCAGGUACCCAUGAGCGAGUGUGCAGCUGCUUUCGAGCUCCCACGAGACCAAGGUCAAACUCCUCCUCGUGGACUUCCUGUAGGAUGCCGGGCUGCUCCGCAGGAGAAAGUGGCGGCGUCUCCCCUGCAGCAGCUGUGGGGUUGGCAGUCACUGCCAGGAGUGGACAGGGCGUUGCUGGCGUGAAGAGGAGGAGGAGAGUGAAGGAGAAGGGAGAAGCGCUUGAGAGAAGUUGCUGAUGGUUGUUUUCCUUUUUCUUCUGUUGUGAUUGUUUCUUUUUCCUUUGUAGAGGCUUCUUGCCCAUUGCUACAUUCCGUUUGUUUCUGUAAUUAUUUGUGAAUG
Molecule: messenger RNA, 1332 nt
Organism: Guillardia theta CCMP2712
Lineage: Eukaryota; Cryptophyceae; Pyrenomonadales; Geminigeraceae
Exons: 1
Coding region: 1-1176 (391 amino acids)
Molecular function (GO): RNA binding
Source: RefSeq, a predicted model, not a curated record